UUGUUGGGUUGAAAGUGUAUACAGCUGAUCUUGACAGCUCCGUAAAUAAAACUUAUUUCUGCAAAUCAAGAAACGCCUGAAGUUAAUCAACACAUAGAAUCGUUAAUUAAUUACAGACACAAGAAGAGUAUCAAGAACCAAUCAUGCUGAGCAGUGUAACUGGGUUCUUUUUUGGUGCUUCUGCUACCGAGGCAGACAGCAUAACCCCUGUUGACCUUAAAACUAAGGAUAACAAUGAAGGAUGGGUGAUCGUAGAUGUUAAUGAUGAAUCAAAGUCACCCCAACAACCACAACAACCGCCAUUAUGUGUUGCUACAAGUGAGGGGGACCAACAUAUGUCCGAUGUGACGGAGGGGGAUAGCAGCUGUCCGUCCGAAACAGAAACAGACUUUUCUAACUCGCAUCCAACUUCUUCUCCGGAAUCCCUCAGUCCGAGCAGCCAGGCACAUUUUAAAUAUCGUACGAAAGGCGAUUCCGGUGAGAGCUGGAUCAUAACGCCACCCCCUUGUUUCUCGUUUUCCCGUAGGAGAAAUUCUACUGUUGGUGACCAUCCAUUGGAAAAUUUAUUAAUAGAACAUCCUAGUAUGUCUGUUUAUGAUUCUAAUAUCUGUGAUAGUACUGUUAGUGAAAUUAGCAUGCAUUCUGUGUCUUCAGAAUCAGAGGAUGAAGAACCAGUAGCGAGCCGAACCCGGCAACAAAGUCAACAAGAGCAGCCCCAACAAGUCGUCGUCGUCCCCCACCAUCGUCAACCCCAGCUAGUGACACCCUCAGCUGGUGUCAACAUCCAAGUACAGGCAGUUAAAGCAAUCAGGCAGCAACAACGUAGAAAUACCAAAAAAUAUAACAAAUCUAAUUUAGAACGUUCUAAUAAAUGCCGGGACUUUCAAGCAACCGGUAAGAAGCAACGUCAAAGAAAUAGAAACUUGUGCAAAAGUGGUGCUUUGAAUGCUCGUUACGGCCAGAGGUAAAAAAGGUCGAUCAUAGAACUAAAUUAUUUCAUCAUAAAUUAAGUUAAAAGAUCUUUCCCCCAUUUUAAAAUGAUCUGAGUUAAAUGAAGACAAAGAAAUUACAAGUAGAUUAAUAUUUAAAAUACCCUAAAGUUAUAAUUGUUAUUUAGAAUAGAGAAGUCGUAUUUAUUAUAAUUAUUGUUUUAAUCACAUAUUUCUCCUAUUUUCAUCUUUAUUUAACGUAAAAAUUGGAAUGAAUUAAGUAAUACAUUUUAAUUAAAUCGGGGAUCACUUGCCAGGAAUUUUGAACCAGUCUUCCCAUACUUUCUGUAGAAACAGUACUUCUGAAUUAACAGAACCAAAAAUGGAAAGUAAGUCCAGUGGUUUCCAAGUGUUUAAAAUUUAUUCAAAAGAGGGAUUGAUGCAUAUUAGCAGAAAAUAGAAUAAUUAAAAACUAUACACAAGCUUACUUGCUUCUUUAUUUAAUAAAUAGAGAAUAAAGUUUAUUCAACUUUAUUAUGUGUAUUUCGAAAAAUAAUCUUUCAUUUUUACUGUGCACCUAAUUAAAUCUAGCGGCUCAUGGUUUGGGUCUUGGGAAGCACUUGCUUUGUCAGUGUAAAUAUUUGAGAGACUGGUACAAGAUUUUCUGGCAAAGGGUCUAUGGGCUUCAGAUAUGGAUUUUUAAAAAUAACAUGCUUCUGUUUUAAGUACCUAAGCCAUUGGGUUUAUUAUUUAUAUGUCUAUUGAAGAAUAGUCCAAUAUUCAGUAGACAACAGAGGCAUAUUCUUUUUUAAAAAACAUAUUUAAAGACAUAACAGUAUUUCAUCCAUCAUGAUAAAAAUUUUAAGAAAAACAAAAAACUUUUUUAAGACCAUGGGAUAUAAUCGUGAGAUUUUAUUUCCUAUGGAAAAUUAGUUUAAAUAGAUGUAUUAGAAUUAUGUUUUCCAUUUAAAUGUUUGUUGAUAUUUUGAAAUUUUUUUUGUUUUUAAACUCAUUUGGAAGGUAGAUAUUAUGUGUACAUUUUAAAGUUAAAAAAAAAAAAAAUCUGUAAAUUUUUCCGAACUUGUUGUAAAAGUUUCCUUUCUUUUAUUUGUAAAUUUCACUGGUUGUUAUAACUUGUAUAUUUUUAAUUUUGCCACACAAAGUUUUUGCAGGAAUGAAAAAUACCAAAAAAAUGUUUAAAAAACGGCAAAAAAAUAUGCUUGUGGAAAAAAAAUGAAGAAAAUAUAGAAAUGAUAAAUAAAAAAAAUAAUUUUAUAAACUUUUAUAUAUAUCUGUAAUAGUUAUUUAUUGACAUUUCUCAUAUUGUACCUGCAGAUGGUUUUUGGAAAUUUAUCCCUUGCUAGUUGUAUAGCAAAUAUAUUUAUGUUCCUGGACUUGAUGGAAAUCUUGUGAAUUAGAGAUUUUUAUCCUGAAACUGAUAAUCAUUGCUAAUUUUUACAUUAUUCUGCAUUACAUAGUUUCUAAUACCAUAAAUAAGGUCGACUGUCCAACCUCGUGGGUUUUCUCCGGGUCCUCCGGUUUCCUCCCACUGCUAAAGACCCCUACGCGCAAGUGAAUUAUGGAAAUAAAAUUGAACCAUAUGUUAGUCCCUAAAUGACCUAGUUUGUGUCGAGUGGACGUUAAAAACCCAAUUUCUCUCUCUCACCAUAAAUAAGUAUAAAGCAUAUAGAACCUCUACACAUUUCAAAUUAGUUAGUCAUUAAUAUUAAUAAGAAUUUUGUAUUAGAAUGGUCUAGAUUAUCGUUGUUGCCAUUAUUAAAAUCUUUAAUAUUAUGUUUCAAAUUAGUUAGUCAUUAAUAUUAAUAAGAAUUUUGUAUUAGAAUGGUCUAGAUUAUCGUUGUUGCCAUUAUUAAAAUCUUUAAUAUUAUGUUUAGCUUGUUUGAGAUACGGAAGAGCUACUCACUAUAUCAAUUUGGCCAUGAUCUAAGUUUUUAAAUCAUAAUUUUUUUUUUGAAAGAAAAAAACUUUUAAGAUGGUAAAUUUAAACAAGAUAUGUACAGAUUGAUAUUGUGAGAGCUGUUUAAUAUCUCUACUUCAGCUGGAUAAAAACCUUAAUAAUUAAGUGCAAAUUAAUCAAUCUAAGUCAUUUGAAGUUGAGAUCAGUUGUGUGCACAACACUAUUAAACCUGAUGUCGCAGUAUUUCAGAUCCCUUCAUGAAGAAUUCGUAAAUUUAUACACACUUAAAUUCAGUAGAGCCAAUUCAAGUUUUUCGUGUGUGUAAUUAAUCUUAGAUAAUAUUUGCAAACAGAGAUCUGAUGUCUUGUGAAAAAUUCAAAUUGGUCCUGGGGAUACAGUUACUGUAGCUCUACUAACUGCUUAUAACUGAGUCCUCAUUAUCCCUGGAGAUGCCAUGUAGUUUUCAUGUAGCAUUUGACCGUCUUAAAAAUUAUCUUUUAAGUAUACAUGUAAAUUCCUAGGUGAAAUGCAAAUCAAAUCUCAGGUCCAAGCUAGGAGACUUUAAGAUUCUUAAUAAAAUCCCAGAGAAUCAGAUUCAAGUGUGAACUAAAAUUAAUAAUUGAUAAUUAAUCAUACUUUUUGGUUAGAAUGGGCACACAGCUGAUGAAAUUUGCAGUAACUUGACUUCUAGAGUCAGCAGAGUCAUAAACUUGUGGUUUUUCUACCUACCACUGUCAAUUUACAAUAACAAAUUAAAGGAUUGGCAGUUUCAAUCAAAUGAUAGGUUUCCACAAAUAUCCAAACUUCAAUGAUGAUCAUCACAAUUUGUAUGGAAUUAAACAGAAAGUUAUGAUUGUUCAAAGUUCAAACUCUAUUGUAUAUAAAUUUAGGAUAAUGGAUAUUUGUGGCAAUAUUUCUCUUGGUUGGUUACAGAUUGGUAGAAAUUGAUAGAUUUUUAAAAAUUAGGUAAUUUGUUCAUUAGCCCAGUUGAAUAAAUAUUGCUCUUCGAUUCUGAAAAAUCAGAUCAAGUCAGUGGGCUGGGUUGUUGUAAUUACUAUACUACCGGUGUUAUUUUAAAUUUUCCAGUUGUGAAUACAUUUAUGUGUAUUCGAAGCACUUUAAAUAAACCAAAUAAACUGACCUGGUUUUCAGAAUCAGUAACUUACUUACUCAACUGGCCAUUUUAGUCAAGUUAUUUUUACCAUUAAAUCAAAAAAUGAUUAUUGUUGAAAAUCAAAUCAAGUGACUUAACGAUACCGGUAACGAAAUAUCAAUUUGAAAUCAGUGGGCUAAUCCUUAAUGAAAAAUUGACCAUCUAAGUUUGGAAACUAUCAAAAGGAAUUUCCCAUGUCGCCGCCCCCUCCCCCAAAUCAUGUAAUCUCACAUAGAUCUACCUCUACUAUAAAAUAUCAAUUUGAUCAUCAUACACGCUUCUCUCUUACUGUCAUGGCAGUGUAUUUAACCUUGACCUUGUAAUUUCAAGAGAUUAUAGCAUACUGGCCAAGGGGUGUAAAUCAUUCUAUGCCUCAAAUGUUAAAAUGGCUCCAGCUCUUUUUUGGUGACUGUGUCAACAUAAAAUUAUAAAAAUGAAUGGUAUUUUAUAAUUGCAUAUUUUACCUUUUGCACACAAGCAACAAGUGAUUAAAAUUGACUAUUUCACAUUGCGCAUAUUUUAUAUUGGCAACAAGUGAGUAAAUUGCAUAUUUUAUCUUGCACGCUAGCAACAAAUUGCAUUUUUUUACCUUGUGCACCAGCAACAAGUUAUUCAAAUUUGAGUAAAAGCUUGAGUCACAUUAUAAAGAGAUUUUAUUGGCCUAGAUUAUAAAUAUAUAUUAUAUCCUCAUGUAUUCAUAUCUCAUUCACUUAUACUGACAUCUGUAUUUAAUUCAAAUCAUCAACACUCACUCUCUAUGUAUAAAAAAAACAAAACUCUCCUAAAUUAAUUAAUAUCAUACUAAAAAUAUGGCUUAAUUAAAACUUGUCUAAUUAAUGCUAUUAUUGCAAUUAAUUUUCUCCGUCCUCAGACAUUAUUAUGUAAAUUAAUUAACAAGCCUGCAACCAAGAGUUUGAGAAGAUUAAAAGCCUUGUAACUCAACUAUCAAUAUUAAACUUCUAUUUUGAUUAGUUUAUUGACGUAAAUUUUUAUAUAUUAAGCUAAGUGGUCAAAUACCCAUAUUCUUAACUUCUACCGUAAACACUAUGUAUAAUAUUCAUGUUAAUACUUUAAUUCAAAUUUGAGAUUGGGGAAAGCUUACUAUUUAAUCUUUUCAACUUUUCUUCAUCUUAGUAAAUCAUAGUUACUAUGGUGAAGAUUUACUGUUAUAAAAACUGAGUAUUAUUUCUGUUUCUUUUGGUGCUAAAUGAAACGUAACAGAUUUAAAAUAGUGUUUUGAUGAUAUUAUUGAACUUGAGAAAAUGUGUGCACGUUAAUUAAAAAGGAUGCCAUUUAAUUGUUGUUUAUUAUGUAUCUGAAAACUCUCUAUAAUUAUAUACUGAACAGACAAGAUUCCGUCUUGAAGUUGAUUGUAUUGAUUGUGAAAUACAAUAAUAAUUGAUUAUGGAAAACUAUACCAAAUACGCUUGCCCAUCUUGGUGAUUUCUUUUUGAGUUUAGUCCACUUAAUGAAGAAGUCACCAUAGAAAAGAUGACAUGCAUAUUUGUAUUUAUUUUUCAUAAUUAAUUUAAAUUUAAGUGUUGUUUUUUUUUAAAAAAGAAAAAAAAAUUAAUUGUACUGUGCUUUCUCUGCUUUCAACAGCUUAAAUGUAACAUAACUCUGUAGCUUGGUUGGUUUUAAAAAUAAAACAAAUCCGGGUUUUUUUUCUCGAACAUUUGAUUGUAAAUUUAAAAAAUGCUCAAUUUGAGUUGAGAUCUAAAUAGAUGAGUUUAUAUAUAUAUAUGACUGCCAUUGUCAGAAUAAUGAUUAUGUAAAAUUAAUUAUGCAUGGAUUUGAUCUACCUCGUUAGUGUCAUAAAAUUGUGAUAUAAUUGGUUAAGGGUGUUAAUUACAUUAAUUAAUCUGCUGUAUGUGCUUUUUACCAAGUUAAAAUAAUUGUAGAUUAUUUUUGCGGUACUAAAUGAACAAUUGUAGACUGGCAAACUUUCGUUAUUGAUAGGAGUUGCCUGAUUCAUUUGACAAAGAAAUAUGAUCUUCACUAAAUUAUCUAUUCCUGUUUUAUGGAUACAAAAUGCUAAUUUUUUAAAUUAUUAUUAGCCUAUUUUAAAUCUGUAUAAUGUACAAUUUUAUUUAUUUAUGAAACUCAUAAAAUAUUUAAAUUUUAACAUUGCUUGUAACAAUAUAUAUGCAGCCCUGUAACCAGAGAGAUUGAUUCAGCGAUAAUAAUCUCCCCUGUUUGGAAAUCCUUGUGUACUGUAGAAUUAAAGUUAAAAUAUAUAACAGAUUUGCUCCGUGGUAAUAUAUUUAUAGGAUACAUAUUGAUAACAAAGUGUAAGGUCUCUUCAUCUCUCACCCUGAUUUAAUGCUCAAAAUAUUCAAAAUGAAGAAACUUUGAAGAGAUUAAUGAUGACAACAAAGCUUGAAUUUCAAUAAUUUGUUGUGUUUUUCCUCAGAAAGAUUUACUUGAAUUAGUUGAAAGUAUAUAAAAAGAGUGGCUACCCCCUGGGACUAUAUCUUGCCGUUAAUGUCAUCCUAAAUGAAUUAGUUGAGCUGGCGAUCAAAGAGGCUCAGGGUCAGUGAGAGUUUGUCUUGGAUUAUCAAUUGAUUUAAUUUCAAAUUGUUUAAGUUACGAUUGAUUGUGUGUGACAAAGAAUUAAGAUUACACAUGCUUUUGGUUUCAUUUUAUGAAUUUGAGUGAUUCAGAAUUUGUUUUGAAGCCAAUUUAAAGGCUGGUCCUUAAAUUUGUAGAUGUUGAUACUAAGAUUGAAAAAUGAAAAUAUUGGUAACUAUUUGUUGUAUUAUAUAUAACUAUUAUUAAUUGUUGAAAUCACAGCAACAUGUCACAAAAUGAUGUUGAAAGAAUUAGUGGUCUGAAACCUUUAUUCACAAUAAUUUUACAGAAAUAAUGAAUUUUAUGCCAUUAUUAUAAGAACUCUGAUUUUUGUUUUAAAUUUUUAGGUUUUCUUUUAUCUUGAAUACAGAAUCAGAGAAAUUAUUCACAACAACUUAAAACUAAAAUAUUUUAAGAAUUCAUCCAUUUCAUUGGCCGAGAGCUAAUAUUUUUAUGACAAUAUUAAUCCUCAACCAAUGAUAUCGCUGCUUCCUUAAAAUAUCUUAGUUGUGAAUGAUAUUCCAGAUUAUAUGAUUCUAUCAAUGUUAAAUUUGUUGACGUGUUGCCGAGAAUAAAAUGGUUAUUUCCUGUAUUUGAUGAGACGUUUGACCCUCUUUAUCUUGUAUUUUUAUAAUACAAUGUAUAAAAGAUCAGCGUGAAGAAUGAAUGUUUUAGAUGAAUGGAUAGAAUAAAUAAUUUUUUCCUGCA
Molecule: messenger RNA, 7279 nt
Organism: Patella vulgata (common limpet)
Lineage: Eukaryota; Metazoa; Mollusca; Gastropoda; Patellidae
Product: tumor protein p53-inducible nuclear protein 1
Exons: 3
Coding region: 144-968 (274 amino acids)
Biological process (GO): autophagosome assembly; positive regulation of DNA-templated transcription
Cellular component (GO): nucleus; autophagosome
Source: RefSeq, a predicted model, not a curated record